AAGGGAAGCUACUCUGAAAAUUUAUGUACAUCCGGGGUAUUUUCUUCCAUGUUGACGACCGGUAGUUGAAGGACGAAGAAUGUUGUCCGCUAUUAGAACAGGGGCUUUUAGGGCUAUUGUCCAAGGAAAUGGUGCUGUUAAAGUGUUGUGUGCUGCUCCCUCAAGGGAAAUAAAAACAUUCACUAAGGAUGAGAGAGUGGAACAGUGGGACUAUGUCAACAGUAUCUACUUUGGUCCAGAGAGAGAUACCAAAAAUUUCCCCACUCCGGUUCAAGCUCUGCGUCCUCCACCUGUUAGGAUGGGGUUUAUCCCAAAUAGCUGGUUCGAUUUCUUUUAUCCCAAGACUGGUGUUACAGGGCCGUACUUGUUUCUUGGUGGCUUGGGACUCUGGAUGUUAUCCAAAGAAAUCAUGGUGAUUGAUCAUUACUUCUGGGAAAUACCCUCAUUUUGGGGUAUGAUUUAUAUCAUGCAUAAACAUCCAAAAAUAGGACCCAAGAUUGCACAGGUGUUUUCAAAGUAUAGUGAUAACUACCAAAAUAUCUACUACACUAGACCACUCAACAAGAUGAGAGAAGUUGAAAAUGAAACUAUUGGCAUCAUGCAGCGUAAAAUUGAAGAGACUGAGUCUGUCAAGCAUUUGUAUCAGGCUAUGCAGGAAGGUGUCCAGCUUCAGUUGGAGUCUGCUUACAGACAGAGACUGCAAACUGCUUAUCAGGAAGUUAAGAAAAGAUUGGACUAUGAAGUAGAGAAGACUAAUGUCAAAAGGAAGUUUGAGCAAGAGCAUAUGGUCAACUGGAUUGUGUCUAAUGUCACCAAGAGCAUAACGGCCCAACAGGAGAAAGAUAGCAUCAAGAGCUGUAUACAGACUUUGAACAGGUUAUCGGCCAAGCAGGCACUAGCAUAAGUUAUUUGACCCCUGACUACUGAAUACACUGUCAACAUACACUGAGAGGAUUUUGUGGUGAAUGGAAGAUUUCAGAAAAUUAUACCUGUUCUUGUAAACUGUACAAAGUAAAGACUUUAGAUUUAAAGAAUGCCUGAGUUGUCUACCAUUCAGCUCUACCCUGAAGGUGCUCAUCUGAUAGUAGAGUUGGUCUGUCAGUGGGAAAGGACUGUAGAAUUUUAUCAUUUAUCUGCCUGUUGUUUAGUUUAUAUUUCAAAAGAUUGUUAAGCUUGAAAUAAACAACAGCUUUGUAUAAUU
Messenger RNA from Physella acuta, 1201 nucleotides. RefSeq names its product ATP synthase subunit b, mitochondrial. Gene Ontology annotation, biological process: proton motive force-driven ATP synthesis. The record is from RefSeq and is a predicted model, not a curated record. Gene Ontology annotation, molecular function: proton-transporting ATP synthase activity, rotational mechanism. Lineage: Eukaryota; Metazoa; Mollusca; Gastropoda; Physidae.